This is a messenger RNA of Rhinocladiella mackenziei CBS 650.93, 2277 nucleotides long. RefSeq lists its product as uncharacterized. NCBI's taxonomy places the organism in Eukaryota, Fungi, Ascomycota, Eurotiomycetes, Chaetothyriales, Herpotrichiellaceae. The record is from RefSeq and is a predicted model, not a curated record. Bases 1 to 2277 code for a protein of 758 amino acids. Gene Ontology annotation, molecular function: protein binding. The transcript has 3 exons.
AUGGCUGAAGCCGCGGCUCUAAUCGGCCUCGUGGCCGCCAUAGCUCAGUUUGCUGAGUAUGGCAUGAAACUGUCCGAGCGUCUUGAGGAUUUCUCGUCCUCGGUCAACGACAGGCCAAGUGCCUUCACCGCGAUCAAAGUUCGGCUGCCCGCCGUCUUGGGAAUCCUCAAGCGCAUUAACAAACAAAUCGACAAUCACCUGCUUGGCAUUUCUGAAGCCGAGAUGCUAUUCCCUGUUAUUGCCAACACUGUCGGCCAAGUCAAGUCGUUGCUGAUAAUAAUUGAAAAGUCAGCACCGCCUAAGAAAGGCGCACUUGUUACCAGGUAUAUCAAGGCGAUGCGGAGUCUUUCUCUCGAUACGGAGGUUCAGAGAAUCGGCGAUCGGCUACAGGAUAACCUUCAGAUCAUUUCACUGUUUCAGACGACGGGUCUCGUGGAGUCAACUCAACAGCCUACACAACAGUUGCCCUCUCCAAGUCCAGACGGCGUUGCUAACUCUCACGACGUCGUUACCUUGAGCCAGAUCGCUGCGAUAGCUGGCGACCAAGCCGAAACGACUUCGAUCAAGACAUCAGAUGGUAGUUCAACAUCGAUUUCUGGUACAGAUAAACUUGAUAUUAAAUUGUCUGUCUCGAGCCUGCAACCAACAUGUGAAAGCAGGACCGCGCCGUCGGACUCGGACCAUCCUGAAUCAUCGCCGCACAAAACUGGACACGGGGGAAAGUCUUCCAAAGACUUCGCUUUGACCGCCCCGUCAGCAGACCGUUGCUCAUCGUCCUGCAGUUGCGUUUGUCAUCGACCAUACCAGCUCUCCACACCGUCCUUCUUAUCGCAGCUAAUAGGACAUCUCUCCGUCAACUAUGCCGGUCAAGCAUUUGUCAAAGUGCCUUGCAACGAACGGAAUUGUCGAAAGCGAAAAGAGUCUGCGGCACGUAUGACCUAUCGCUUUCCCAACUGGGCUUGGGAUCGAGUCGUUCAUAUGGCUCUGUCCUCCACGGCGUUGAACACCAAGGUGAAUCUUAACACGAUGAGGGUUUUACCUGAUUCUGCGGAGGUGUUUUCGGUCAUAUCCAAAGGUGACAUUAACAAGCUUCGAGACAUGUUCAAGUUUGGACAGUCCUCCAUCUAUGAUGUGUCGCGGUCGAGUUGGACCCUUGUUCAUACUGCUUUCACGCUGGGCAGAAGAGAAAUGUGCGAGUUCUUAAUAUCGGAAGGAGCAGAUCUUACUAUAGACGCCGCAAAUGGCAGUAAUGUCAUUGAGAGGGCCUGGAUCCACGCCCAGAAAUCCGCCAAAACUCCCGGAGACUAUGUCAUGUGUGAUAACGAAAUUCUGAGAGAAGUUGACCUGGAUGACUUCGUGAGCAGCCAGCAAUACAACCUGAUCCAGAAGAUUGUCCUCGGGAUCUCAAAACUGAAACUCUCCGAUGUUCUUGAAAGUUCAACAUCCGACAUCGAUGGCACUGACAUCCGCGGUGCCACGGCGUUAUGGUGGUCUGCCGCGCAGGGAAAUAUCCCAGCACUACGUAUGCUCCUGGAGAAUGGUGCCAGCCAUGCAAUUGGAGCCGCCAUGUCGCAGACUCCUUUGCAUAUGGCCAGGAACGCCGAAGUCGUUCGCAGCCUUCUGCAACAUCAGGCUCAAGUGGAUGCCAGAGACACAGCCGGGCGCACACCUCUGCAUUGCUUCUGCUACCGCCAAGUAGGAGCUUCAGCAGGCAUUGUCCGCGAGAUCCUCAAAGGCGGCGCCGAUGUUAAUGCAGUCGCCUCCGGUGGACAAACACCACUUCACUACGCCACCAUGUUCGACAAUGCAAUCCUUAUCCCACCACUACUGGAAUUCGGCGCUGAUAUAAAUGCCCUCAAAGAUGAGAAUGUCACUCCCUUAAUGGCGGGGAUUCGAUACGAUAAAUCUCGUGCCGUCAAAUGCCUCUUGGAGAACAAUGCCGACCCGACAAUCGAGAACCAGUACCGUCAGAAUAUUCUGCACGUGGCCGCAAUCUAUGCCGGCCCAGAAUGCAUGAAGAUUCUCGCUUCUUCUGAUCUUGGGCGACUUGAUCCAGGAGCCCGUGACUUCAAGGGUUGCACACCGUCGGAAUACUUUGGGGUUCGCAAAUUUGUGUUUGAUGAUUUGGAGCAAGCGUUCCGCAAUCUCAUCGGUGCUGCGGGAAGUGUAACCGGCGAUGAGUCCGAUAGGGAAGACGACGACAUUGAUAAACGAAAAGCAGAUGCUGGAGCCGACUGCCAACGGUUCGUGAUGCCAGGCUCCUUUUCGGCCUCAUAG